AUUUCCUGCCCGAGGAGCGCGCCGAUGUAGGGUGCGAGGCCACGUGACGCUACUGCUGGUGAAGAGGGAAAUGGGGGUGGGGCGGCCUGGCACUGUUUCCUUUCCGGUCACGUGCGACCGGAAGUGGCGGCUGCUGCAGAGAAGCGGAGAUGGGGACCUCUCUGGAUAUCAAGAUUAAAAGAGCGAAUAAAGUGUAUCAUGCUGGGGAGAUGCUCUCCGGUGUGGUGGUCAUCUCCAGUAAGGACUCCAUGCAGCACCAGGGAGUGGCCCUGACGAUGGAAGGGGCCGUCAACCUGCAGCUCAGUGCCAAGAGUGUGGGCGUGUUCGAAGCUUUCUACAAUUCUGUGAAGCCGAUCCAGAUUAUCAGCAGCACCAUAGAGAUGGUGAAGCCAGGAAAGUUUCCCAGUGGGAAAACCGAGAUUCCUUUUGAAUUUCCUCUGCAUGUGAAGGGCAACAAGGUCCUGUAUGAGACCUACCAUGGCGUGUUCGUCAACAUCCAGUACACGCUGCGCUGUGACAUGCGGCGGUCGCUGCUGGCCAAGGACCUGACGAAGACCUGCGAGUUCAUCGUGCACUCUGCCCCACAGAAGGGGAAGCUGACGCCGAGCCCCGUGGACUUCACCAUCACACCGGAGACCUUGCAGAAUGUCAAGGAGAGAGCACUGCUGCCCAAAUUUCUCAUCAGAGGCCACCUCAACUCCACCAACUGCGCCAUCACCCAGCCGCUGACGGGCGAGCUGGUGGUGGAGCACUCGGACGCCGCCAUCCGGAGCAUCGAGCUGCAGCUGGUCCGCGUGGAGACCUGCGGGUGUGCAGAAGGCUACGCCCGUGACGCCACAGAGAUUCAAAACAUUCAGAUUGCCGACGGCGAUGUCUGCCGGGGCCUCUCGGUGCCCAUCCACAUGGUCUUCCCCCGGCUCUUCACCUGCCCCACGCUGGAGACCACCAACUUCAAAGUGGAGUUCGAGGUCAACGUCGUGGUGCUGCUGCACGGCGAUCACCUCAUCACCGAGAACUUCCCACUGAAGCUGUGCCGCACGUAGCCUGGGAGCGGGGAGCAGGCACGACAGAGGGAUGGCUUCCCAGCUGGCAGGGCUCCCAGGCCGGCAGGGCACCGCCUUCGAGAUUGUUCUGUAUCAGAAAUGGACCUGACCGUCGAUUCCUCGGCUUCUGCUCCGUGGGCACUGCUGCUAAGACCGAAACAGAGACCAUCCCGCAGGGUGCGGUAGACACAGCACUUUGUCACGAGACCUGGGAAACAUCUCUGCUGGCUCCUGAGUUCCUGCUCCUCUGUCGGCCUGGAAGGCAGUGGUGUCUGCAGCUUGAGCUUUGCUGGAAAGGCACACCCCGGGGACACGAGGGAACCCCUCUCUGAGUGGCCUGGCAUGCCGAUAGUGAGAGUCUGACCAGGCCACAUGAAGCGUGCCUGCCACGUGCAGCUACUUGUGAGGUCAAGGACGCUGUCCUGGGAGGCCUGCCCAGGGUGCCCGCUGGAAACUCGGGCCCUCUCCCCCUGUCCUGCAGUCCUGUGUGACGUUUUUCACUAUAACUUCCAAGUUUUGGGGGACUGGAAUAGAAGCAUUCAUGCUCUGAGGGGAUUCAGCAUCCUUGGCCGGAGGUGGGUGUUUAUAGCCCGCAGAGCUGGCACUGUGCCCUCAUGCCACCAGAUCCCCAGGGGUUGAGGGGAGAAGAACAAUCUGUGUGGUAUUGAAUGGCAGCAGCGUCCUCCCAGGUUGGUGGCGAGGGUGCCUCUGCAGGGAGGUGCCAGGCGCAUGCCCUUGGCUUGUACGCUUGGGCUUGCAGCUAGAGUUUCCCUCAGCCUCGCACCCCGGCUCCCUGAGUGGUGAGUCUGUCUCCUCCUAGGGCCUCCACGCUGCCUGUGAGCCACACCUGCCGGGCCCCUGCAGGCGUUGCCCCUGCAGCAGGCUGGGGCUGAAAGCCUCCGGCUGCCCCGCCGCCCUGCAGCACCCGGAUCUGCUUUGCCAAGGGCUUCACCAGUGACCCUGUGAAUGCAAGCUGAGUCAUCUGAGAGCUGCCUCCCAGAGGAUGCUUUUCUGGCUUGUAAAUCUUUUAUACUCACAUGAGUGCAAUAAUUCUCUGUUCCUGGUGAUGUGUUUAAACACGGAAGCCAGAACAAAGAGGCCGUGCCUUUUGGGAAAUCUGUAAGGAAGAAAUCAUUUGUAAUGAAAUAAAAAAUUCUAAUGAAUCUUGAAAAAAACUAAAUAAAUUUUGAGAAAAGCC
Cavia porcellus (domestic guinea pig) is the source of this 2241-nucleotide messenger RNA. It is a transcript of the gene Vps26c, whose product is annotated as VPS26 endosomal protein sorting factor C. Gene Ontology annotation, cellular component: endosome. The transcript has 8 exons. NCBI's taxonomy places the organism in Eukaryota, Metazoa, Chordata, Mammalia, Rodentia, Caviidae. Bases 150 to 1043 code for a protein of 297 amino acids. The record is from RefSeq and is a predicted model, not a curated record. Gene Ontology annotation, biological process: intracellular protein transport.